Molecule: messenger RNA, 2694 nt
Organism: Pichia membranifaciens NRRL Y-2026
Lineage: Eukaryota; Fungi; Ascomycota; Pichiomycetes; Pichiales; Pichiaceae
Exons: 1
Coding region: 56-2608 (850 amino acids)
Biological process (GO): ubiquitin-dependent protein catabolic process; protein ubiquitination
Cellular component (GO): Cul3-RING ubiquitin ligase complex
Molecular function (GO): ubiquitin protein ligase binding
Source: RefSeq, a predicted model, not a curated record
AUUUGGGUACACUAGCAUCAGAAUAACGUGUGUCUAGCCGGAUAGGUAAACAGACAUGCUUUCUUCGACUUUGAAACAACAAAAAUUGAAAUCUAAAAUCCGCCCACCCCGUAAAUCGGGAUCAAAUACCCUAGAUCCAAAUGAAUCGUGGAAGCUUUUGGAGGUUGCAAUUAAAGACAUCCAGAACAAGAAUGCAUCCAAAUGGUCUUUUGAGCAGCUUUAUCGUCUAGCCUACAACUUGGUUCUUUCCAAAAAUGCGCAGUACUUGUACAAUCAUGUCCAUGAUGAAAUAGUCAAAUACUUGGAAGACAACGUCAGAAAACAACUAGAAUCUCUCAUCAUAAAAAAGGAAGAACAACAGAAUAUGAACGCAUCCGAUAUGAGAGGAGAUGAUGACCUUCCCGACCAUGUAAUCAGAAAGUCGGAUGCCGCAGAAAUUUUGAAUCUUUUUAAUAAAGUAUGGGAUGAUCAUUUGAUAUCCGUCUGGCUUAUUAGCCAAGUGGUGAUGUAUAUGGACAGAACAUUUACUAAGGAAAAUCGGUUGCCACUAGUUUAUGACGUCGGUCUUAUAUCAUUUCAGAAGUAUAUUGUUAUGCAUAACUUGGAAGCUUCAAAUGUUACCAUUGGAGCUAAGUUGAUUGAGAUUUUUCUGAACUAUUUCAAUUUGAACAGGAACGGUGAACUGAUCGAUAAGUUUCUAAUAAAAUCCACAAUCACCAUCUUUGAGUCGUUGGUGGGAGUUGAUGGCGAAACAUACUAUAGCAGGUAUUUUGAGCCUGAGCUACUUUUGUCUUCCCACAGAUAUUACGAGCAGAAAAUUAACGAACUGCUGGGUCAUCAAAGCGGCUCCUUGUACAUUAAUAAGGCGGUACAAAUCAUCAAUGACGAAGAAUCACGAUUUCAAAUAUAUCUGCCCAAUCAAACCACGGAGAAAUUGAGAGAUUUGAUGUACAAAGAUUUGGUUGUGGCUAACAUCAAAAAUAUUCUAAGUUUGCAGAAUGAUGGGUUGAAAAAAUGGAUAGAAAACAAUGAUUUUGAAAUUUUGGAGAAAGUUUAUAGACUAGUGGAAGGAAUUGAUUCAAACAAAUUAAUUCUUAAGAAUUGUUUACGCUCAAUAGUGAUUUGCAACGGUGAAGAGCUGAUUGCUCAAACAAAACUUCAACAGGCAAACGAUUUCGAUGCUUCUGACGAUAAGAAAAAGAAAGCUACAAAGAAAUCAGGCAAAGAAGCUAAUACCCAAUUCGCAGUGAGUUAUAUCAAAAAUUUCACAGAUUGCAAAUACAAGUACGAUCGAAUAAUAGAGAAAGCAUUCAGCAACGAUAUUGAAAUUUACAGAGAGGUAGAAUCUGCUUGCAUAACAUUCCUCAAUGAAAAUAACCGGAUACAAGAAUACUUGUCACUAUACAUUGAUGACUGCAUCAAAAAAUCUUUGAAGAAUAAAUCUUCGGAUGAGGUGGAAAGAGUGUUUGAUGACUCGAUUCUGAUAUUUAAAUUCAUUAAGGAUAAAGAUAUCUUUGAAAAAUAUUACAAGAAUCAUCUUGCCAAACGUCUUUUGAACCAGAAAUCAAUUUCAACCGAGCUAGAAUUACAGAUGAUAUCAAAGCUCAAAACAGAAGCAGGCUCAACUUUCACUGCUAAAUUUGAAGGAAUGUUCAAGGACAUCAAAAUUUCUCAAGACAUUACACAACAAUUCCGUAAUGAAGCAAGCACAACUACCCUAGCAUCAGACUUAGCACGUAUGAAUGAUGGCCGUAAGUUUGAUGUCGAUUUUUCCAUACUAACUGCUAACUUUUGGCCCAUGCCAGUCAACAAAGCAAUGGAAGAGGUAACGUAUGUGCCUGCGCUAGAUAUAGUAAAGGCAACAUUUGAGAAAUAUUACAAUAAUACAUACAACGGCAGGAACCUAACGUGGGCUCCCAACAUGUGUACUGUUGACCUUCGAAUGAACUUUCCAGGAAAGUCGUAUUUGGUUAACAUGCCAACUUUGGCGGCAUUUAUCGUCUUAACUUGUUUUAACGAUGAUGAAACUGAAGAUGGUUCAAGAUCUCUGACAUUCGAAGAAAUCCACCAGUUAACAAAAAUUCCAACCUCUGACCUAAUUCGUCACUUGCAAAGUAUAGCGGUUGCGCCAAAGACUAGAAUAUUGAAGAAAAUGCCGAUGUCAAGGGAUAUAAACCCAACUGACAAGUUUUCGCUGAAUUUAGAUUUCAAAUAUCCUCAAGCUAAAUUCAAAAUUUUGGCAGUCUCGCUAUCAUCAACAUCAGCUAAAGUGCAAGCAGGAACAAACCAAGCCUCCGAAUCAGACAAAUUUGACGCAACUUUUUCUUCCUCACGUCUGGAAACUGAUGAGGAACGUGCAUUUACUCUUACUGCAGUCCAACGGUCAAGAGAAUACGAGGUAGAUGCUGCUAUUGUUCGUGUCAUGAAAGCCCGCCAGUCCGCUAAGUACCAGGUACUUGUUGCUGAUGUUGUUAGAUUAAUAGGCGAUGUUGGGAAGAGAUUCCGACCACAGCCUUCUCUUGUAAAAAGAAGAGUAGAAGAAUUAGUUGACAAGGAGUAUCUCAGGCGAGAUGAAAACGAUAGAGAACUAUUCUGGUAUGUUGCAUAGUUCGCCUGUGUAAAGUUGUAAUCUUUCCUCAAAGUUUAGCGUAGAUGGUUUAAUAAUCUAUAAGAAUUUACUCAAUGGCAUCUCCA